Molecule: messenger RNA, 495 nt
Organism: Leptosia nina
Lineage: Eukaryota; Metazoa; Arthropoda; Insecta; Lepidoptera; Pieridae
Source: the annotation of a GenBank genome assembly
AUGGUGCUGUCCGACUUCUUGACGGAAACCAGGCGGAAGUGGCUUAAGGCCUUCAAAAUUUUCAAAGGCAAAAAGAAGACGAACAACCGCAUCUCCCCCGAAACAACCAGGUGUUCGAGCGGUACAGUAGAUGCAAGAUCAGAUAUAGACGUGAAUUUCUGCGGCUGUCGUAAGAAUUUACCUCUCCACCUCUCCGAGGACGAGACCACGUCAGAAUACCACAGUUAUGAUAGUGUCAGUAGUAACCAAACUAGUCUUCGUAGCUAUGCCAGGUCAGUCUCAAAUAGUGAUUCAGCGUACGACUCAACCCGAAGCAGCCCCGCCCAGACCAGACCUAUGUACUACGCUACAGUGACAUACUUAAAUGUCAACGACUCCGAAGACAGUUCCAGUAUCCACACAGAGUGUACGCUGCUAGAUUACGAAGACACAGAGGAAGAUGAGAAGGCACAAAAUAUUAUUAAUGAGAGUAUCGAAUUUAUUGGCACUUUAUGA